Papaver somniferum (opium poppy) is the source of this 1682-nucleotide messenger RNA. Its product is annotated as F-box protein At4g00755-like. The transcript has 6 exons. Gene Ontology annotation, molecular function: protein binding. Lineage: Eukaryota; Viridiplantae; Streptophyta; Magnoliopsida; Ranunculales; Papaveraceae. The record is from RefSeq and is a predicted model, not a curated record. The coding region runs from base 173 to 1408 and encodes 411 amino acids.
AAAAAUAUAAAUGGACCUAUUUUCUUUUUUAUCUAUCAUCAAAAAACAAUCUGCUGCUGGUGGUGGUUACUAUCGCUUUCGGCACCGCUUUGAUAAAAUUUUCCUUGUUUCUUUCUACCGCUGAUCUGCAAACCAUCAUCUCCUCUUCUCCGUUGGUGGGUUUGUGACAUCAAUGGCGGGGGGUUGUAUUGAUUUUGUGCAAUUGCUCAAUCAAGACUUAUCAACCAAUAUCUUAUCGUAUUUGGAUGAUCCAGCUGAUGUUGUUCGUGUUGGUUCCGUUUCGCGUGCUUGGCGUCAAUUUGUGAUUUCAAAUGGUCUCUCCAAGAAUCUCUGCUUAAGAUUGUUGCCAGAAGUAUCACAUGCUGUACCUGCCAUUGAAGAAAACGACAUAGUAGAGCCACUAGAUGUCAAGUCUACUGAUGAUAUGGAAGUGGAGAAAUCUACUGCUGAUAUGGAAGUGGAGAAAUUGAAGAAAAAUCAUCGAGUUUAUGCCUUCCUAGCAAAAGGUCUGGCUUCUUCCGUGGGAAAUUGCAUUUCUGAGGUAAUAUGUGCAUCCAGUACCGAUAAUUAUCCUGAAGAAAGCAUUCUGAACACAUUGGAACCUAGAGAUAGGAUCAGUGACAAGGCUUGUUACUGGUCAAGUGAAGGAGAGAGUGAUCAAGGGGUGCCUGAGACAUUAACUUAUAAACUGACAUCCGACUUGUGUUUUAUUAAUGAAAUCAACAUCCAACCAUUCGAAGCAUAUUUCCAGUAUGGUUCUCCUAUAUAUUCAGCCAAGGCUGUGCGCUUUCGAAUUGGCCAUUUUACUGAUCACUAUACGGAGACAGAUCUUGUGGAUGUGUUUGAGGUAGGUCAUAGACACAUUGAAGAUGACGUAGUAUGGACAUACACCUCAGAAUACUUUCCAAUGGCCCAGGAAAAUUGCUUACAAAAGUUCAAGCUGCCACAACCUGUUUUUGCUGUUGGUGGAGUUUUGCAGAUUGAACUUUCAGGUCGGGUUCAGCAGCAGGACGUAGAUGGGUUAUACUACGUGUGUAUUUCUCACGUUCAAAUCCUGGGACGCUCACUCAAAGAGGAUUUCGAUGCUGAGUUUGUUGAUUUUUCUGGGAAGUGCGUGCUGAAGUAUAUCCCAAAACCAGAUGCCACUGGUGACUCUAAUCCUUCUGCAGGUGAUGUGUUAGAAGAUGGCAGUGGUGGUAGUACGCCUGGCCCAUCUAGGUUGCAUUCUUUCACAGCCGGGUUGGUGCAGAGAGCAGGGAUGGGUUUCGAGCGCAUUUUUUCUUUACGUGGGCAUGGUGUGCUCAUUAUGGAUGAUGAUAGCAAUGAUGAAGACAAUGAAGAUUAUGAAGAUGGCAUGAACGAUAAUUUAGUCGAGGCUGAAUCUGAUGCUGAACAAGCUUUUGAAUAGGCUUUGCAUAUGGAAUGGAAAAUAAAAAUUUAGACUGCCAUCUUUGGCAGCAGAAAUUUUAUUUUAUGUUUACUGUGUGUGAGAGACCUAAAGAUGGAGAGUCCUGACUCCUGACAUUGUACUUUAUUUGCUAUUGAAUUUGUUUUCAUUUGCACUUGGCUUGCACAUUACAUAUUUAGACAUGAAGUCUUAAAUGUGCCUCAGAUGUUUCUUUCUUCUGUAGCAUUUUUCAGAUUUAUGCUCAAUGUAAUUCAAAAAGAACAUGUCCAACGUA